Molecule: messenger RNA, 2015 nt
Organism: Daphnia pulex (common water flea)
Lineage: Eukaryota; Metazoa; Arthropoda; Branchiopoda; Diplostraca; Daphniidae
Product: caseinolytic peptidase B protein homolog
Exons: 15
Coding region: 107-1834 (575 amino acids)
Biological process (GO): cellular response to heat
Cellular component (GO): cytoplasm; mitochondrion
Molecular function (GO): ATP binding; protein binding; ATP hydrolysis activity
Source: RefSeq, a predicted model, not a curated record
AUAACUCCUGUGCGGGAUGUCGAUCUUGCAACUUGCGUUGGAAGUUUUUUGAGAAGUUUCAUCAUAAAGUCGUUUCUAGAAAGAGUUAAAAGAACUUUUAACAAAAAUGCAACAUUUUCAAAACGUUUUAAGGGUAUUUCGAUAUUUUUCCAAAAAACAGUCUUACCAGUUUUUUUAUAAGGGGCGAGAGUCUUCUCUACUGCCAUACAGUUUUUUAUUGAACAACUACAGUGGCCGAAGAUUUCGGCAUUCCAGUUACACCUCUCUAAAUGAAAAUUUGUGUGUGAUGUCGUUUAUUCCUUUUGGCAUCAUGGUUGCACAUUGUGCAAAAAAAGAUGAUAAAAACAACAAACCCAGUAGAGUUUAUGAAUUGUUCGAAGCUACCAGAAAUGGAGAUGCAAUUGCUGUUGAACUUCUCUGUAAGAAUGGCGAAGAUCCAAAUCAAAGAAAUAGUUUAGGAUGGACUCCUCUGCAUAUUGCAGCAGUUCAAGGAAAUGUCCAUGUUAUUAAAGUUUUGUUGAAGUGUGGAGCUAACCCAGAUUUAGGACAUGAUCUUAAUCAUCGCUUCAUUUUCAGUGGGUGCACGGCGUUGCAUUAUGCCUGCUUUAUUGACGACGCCGCUUGUGUAGCAGCUUUAUUGGAUGCAGGAGCCAAUCCAUCACUUGCAAAUCUCAGUGGAAAGAAGCCAUUUGAUUUUGCUAGUAGUUAUGCCACAAGAAAGCUUUUAUAUGAGAACAUGGUAGAAGAAAGAGCAGUAGAAAAGAGACGUAAAUAUCCGUUUGACUUAUGGUUAAAAGGAAAAAUUAUUGGUCAAAAGGCGGCAAUUGAUACGGUUUCAUCCGCUAUACGAAGGAAAGAAAGUGGUUGGGCCAACGAGGAACGUCCUUUGGUUUUCCUUUUCCUUGGCUCAUCGGGAAUUGGAAAGACUGAACUCGCUAAACAAGUUACUAAUUAUUUGAACCCGAAAGAUUCCGAAGCAUUCAUUCGUUUGGACAUGUCCGAAUACCAGCACAAAAACGAGGUCUCCAAAAUAAUUGGAUCUCCUCCUGGCUAUGUUGGUUAUAAAGAAAGUGGACAGCUGACAAAGAAACUUGAAAAAUGUCCUUACGCUGUCGUGUUACUUGAUGAGGUAGACAAGGCACAUCCCGAUGUAUUGACGGUUCUUCUCCAGCUAUUUGACGAAGGAAGAAUUACCAACGGAAGAGGCAAAACGAUAUUUUGCAAAGAUGCCAUUUUCAUUAUGACUUCAAAUUUAGCCAAUGAUGAAAUCGCCAAUCAUGCCCAACAACUUCGUCAAAAAGCUGAAGUAGCAGCUAAACAACGAACACAAAGUGAUAAAGAAGCCGAAAUUCCUUCCCUAUCUCUUUGCAUAUCUCGGGAAUUUGACGAGUUCACUAUUCGUCCCAUCCUCAAGCGGCACUUUGGUCGUGAUGAAUUUCUUGGAAGAAUAAAUGAAAUCGUCUACUUUUUACCCUUUUCAAGUGAUGAAAUCCAUCAGCUUGUAAAAAAAGAACUAGACUUUUUGGUCAAAAAGGCUAAAGAUCGAUAUGACGUGGACUUAUCGUGGGACGGAGAAGUGCUGGAUGUACUAUGCCUUGGAUACAAGGUGGCUUAUGGGGCCCGGAGUGUCAAGUAUGAAGUGGAACGGAAGGCGGCAAGCCUUCUCUCUAAUUUUCAAGAACUUCACGGCUUUCCACGUGGAGCUUCACUACAACUAUACGUUGACUAUGGCGGGAAUGGAUCUUCAACUGAUGCAGCGCGUAAUCCACAAAUCCGCUUGCGUAUUAAAAAUAAAGACAGUGUCGAAUUUACAGCAGUUUCUUCUUCUCUGUGACAUUUGCCUCCAACAGCCGUUUCACAGCGAACUGAUUCUAUUAUAAAUCAAUACGUAUUGAUAUAUUGAUGAAAAGUGUUGACGAACCUUAUAAUAACUUUGAUUGUAAUUGAUUUCCCCAUCAAAUGUAAUGUUGUAUUCAAGGGAACUUUGAACGCAAAUAAAAUUAGAUGACACAUUA